Ilyonectria robusta is the source of this 2076-nucleotide messenger RNA. RefSeq lists its product as uncharacterized. The transcript is spliced from 3 exons. Bases 1 to 2076 code for a protein of 691 amino acids. Gene Ontology annotation, molecular function: zinc ion binding; DNA-binding transcription factor activity, RNA polymerase II-specific; DNA binding. Gene Ontology annotation, biological process: DNA-templated transcription; regulation of DNA-templated transcription. The record is from RefSeq and is a predicted model, not a curated record. Gene Ontology annotation, cellular component: nucleus. NCBI's taxonomy places the organism in Eukaryota, Fungi, Ascomycota, Sordariomycetes, Hypocreales, Nectriaceae.
AUGUCGUCUGGCGUCGUACGCUCGACCGCCCUUAGGGCCGGCGGCGCUUGUGUCCGCUGCCGCAAGGGCAAGACCAAGUGCGUCUACGAGAACGGCCGGGCUCCGUGCAAGAACUGCGCCAAGGGCAUGCACGACUGCUACCUCCCGUCGGAGAGCAUGGCCCACCACCACGGCCAGAGCCCUGCGCGCCACGCCAAUCCCCAUCGACCUCCUCGCGACAGCCUACCGGCCGCCGGGCCCGGUGGUGGUGCUGAGGCGCGACAGGCCGUCGUGGGCUCUGGUGCCGCCCGCCACGUUCAGGCCAACUCGGACAAACUGACCCCCGAGCUCAUCGCCGAAUGUGAGCGUGUCGUUUCCAAGACGUUCCCCGCCUGUGUUGCGUUCCACAAGCCCUCGUUUGUGCAACAGCUCAAGAGCGCGUCUCUCGACGCCGCCCUGGUCUACGGUCUUUUGACCUGCGCCGCUCGGAGCUCGCCGAGCCUCAUCCGCCGGUAUGGCGGCCCGACCGCGGCUGCCGAGACAUUCGCCGCCAAGGCGAUUGCGCUGAUCAACCAAAACCUCGACCAUCCCAAUCUCGUCGAUAUUCAGGCUUUGUGCUUGAUCAUCAUCCACGAGUGGGGUUCCCGCAAUGCCGUUCGCGCCUACAUCUACCUUGGCCAGGCUGCUCGCAUGGUUCAGAUGUACCGGAUUCUUAACAGUCAUCACUCGUCUCCCGACGCCGACCAGUUCCUGCGUGAUGAGUCGCUGCGACGCACCAUCUGGCUGAUUUACAUCCUCGACUGUCUUUUGACUAGCACACCCGGACGCUACCCUGCCUUGAGCGCCCACGAUACCUCGGACGUGUCCCUGCCAUGCUCUGAUAUCAACUUUGCCUUUGGCAAUGCCGUCUUCGUCAAGACGCUCCGCCAGCAGCUCGACCCCACAGCUAUCCCGCCUAGUCAGGCACCUUCCGCUGAGAUUGGCGAGUUUGGCUACAUCGUUCUCGCCUCUACCAUCUGGCGCGAUGUCGUCGGCAUGCUAACCACGACGUCCCUCGGUAGCUUCCGUGAAGAAGACUGCUCUGACCUCAUCACCAAGAUCGAAGGUCUGCGAGCGUCGCUCCCUAUGCAGUUCAUCGACAAGCCUGGUCAGAUCAACCUCCACAUGACGAUGGGAUCUGGCUACACCUUUGCCAUGCUGCACUGUCUCCUCCACUGCGCUACCGUUUUCGUUCACCGACGACGCCUGUUGCAGGAGGUGACUGCUCCCAACUUCAACCUGGAGAACUUCCGCCUUAACCCGCGCUGCCACGACAUCGUCGACCGCCUCUUUACCUCUUGCCAUGGCAUAAUCUCCCUGCUGACUGCUGUCGAAGCUGGUUCCGAGAAGGAUCACAUUCCCUGUUUCCCAAUCUUCAUGCUGUUCUCCUCCUUUACCUCGAGCGCCACCGUGGCAUACCUGUCGCUCAAGGGUCUUACCCCCCCUAACGCGGUUGAGACAGCGGCCCACAUCGUCAAGGACGGUCUCCGCUUCAUGAACGAUGGCACCGAGAACUGGCCGCUGAUGGGCAGCUGGCUCCGACACCUGACUGUGAUGCAGCGCGUCUUGAACAACGACGCCGGUACCACAGGCUCAAUCCGACACAGCUCGACCUCCCACGGUCCCUCCAGCGGCAUCAAGGAUGAGAUCUCCUCCAACGCCGAUACCAACCCUGACGCCAUGGACUACGACCAGCAGACCAACGCUGGAGGCAGCGUCUCGGGACAGGCCCCUGUUCGAUCUCUCUCUGAGUCGGUCCGCGGGGACAGUGAGCCUCCUGCUGCCCUUCCUCGACGACCCGGCGUCACCACUAUCAAUGGUAGCUCAGGCGGUGUUUCCACACCAAACGUGUCGCCUCCUCCCGGCAGCGCGCCUCACACCUCGCUGCACGUUCACGAGACGAAGCCGCAGAGCCCAGACAUGUCGAACGGCAUGGUGGCGUCGCAGGAUGGCCAGACUACCAGCCAAGACAUGACUGCGCCCGAACUUUGCCAGGCCUUUGAGCGACAGCUUCUUGAUCUUGAUGAUCUCGCAGCUUUCAUGGGUGGCGGCGUCUAA